GUAUUAGACCCAUUUAAACUCGCCCACCGCCACCUUCCUCCGUUUCGCUCAACCCGAACCGAAACCCUAAUUAAAAUUUCGGGAGAGCGGGAGCGAGCGGCUGCCUGGUCUCGAUUCAGGAAGGCAUUCUCAGAGCAGUGAACUUUCCCGACAAAAAAAAAAACUUGGAAUUCUGCUACUCUUGCUUCAAUGGAACAAGCUCCAAAUCCAGGCAAGCGGAAACUGUCUGAAGAAGAUACAGAGAUCACGAAAGCACUCUCCAGUGGGAAUGCAAGUUCUGAAUCUACUCCAAAGCGUCGAACUCUAUCCCGGACUUGUGUUCAUGAGGUUGCUGUUCCCAAUGGCUAUGUAUCUUCAAAAGAUGAAUCUAUCCAUGGAACCCUUGCGAAUCCCACCUACACUGGUAACAUGGCUAAAUGUUAUGAAUUUGAGCUAGACCCUUUCCAGAGUGUCUCAGUUGCUUGCUUGGAGAGGAAUGAAUCUGUCUUGGUCUCAGCACACACUUCAGCUGGGAAGACUGCUGUUGCUGAGUAUGCCAUUGCAAUGUCCUUUAGAGACAAGCAGAGGGUUAUCUAUACCUCACCUCUGAAGGCAUUGAGUAAUCAGAAGUAUAGAGAGCUAAGUCACGAGUUUACAGAUGUUGGGUUGAUGACUGGAGACGUCACCCUCCAACCAAAUGCCAGCUGCUUGGUCAUGACGACAGAGAUUCUCAGAGGGAUGCUGUAUAGGGGUUCUGAAGUGAUAAAGGAGGUAGCAUGGGUUAUCUUUGAUGAGAUUCACUACAUGAAGGAUCGUGAAAGGGGGGUGGUCUGGGAAGAGAGCAUAAUAUUCUUGCCUCCGCAAAUUAAGAUGGUUUUUCUUUCUGCAACCAUGUCAAAUGCUACAGAAUUUGCUGAGUGGAUAUGUAAUAUUCACAAGCAGCCUUGUCAUGUUGUCUACACAGACUUCAGGCCCACACCUUUGCAACAUUAUGUUUUUCCCAUGGGUGGGUCAGGUUUGUACCUUGUCGUGGAUGAGAAUGAGCAGUUUAAAGAGGAUAAUUUUAUGAAGCUGCAGGAGACAUUUUCAAGGCAAAAGAACCAGGCAGAGGGCAAUAGGAGUGGUGGUUCAAAAGCUGCUGGUCGGAUUGCGAGGGGUGGUACAGCUCAUGCAGGUUCAGACAUAUACAAGAUUGUGAAGAUGAUUAUGGAACGUCAAUUUCAGCCGGUUAUUAUUUUCAGCUUUAGUAGAAGAGAGUGUGAACAACAUGCUAUGUCCAUGGCCAAACUUGACUUUAAUCUGCCAGAGGAAAAGGAAAUUGUUGAGGAGGUUUUCAGUAAGGCAAUACUGUGCUUGAGUGAGGAAGACAGAGCUUUGCCUGCCAUUGAGUUAAUGCUCCCUCUCCUUCAACGAGGUAUUGCAGUGCAUCAUUCAGGACUUCUGCCCAUUGUUAAGGAACUGGUGGAGCUUCUCUUUCAGGAGGGCCUUGUAAAAGCUCUUUUUGCUACUGAAACAUUUGCCAUGGGCUUGAACAUGCCUGCGAAAACUGUUGUUUUUACAUCAGUUAAGAAAUGGGAUGGUGAAGGCAAUCGUCUCAUUGGAUCUGGAGAAUAUAUCCAGAUGAGCGGAAGAGCUGGUCGUCGUGGUAAAGAUGAGCGUGGCGUUUGUGUGAUAAUGAUUGAUGAGAAGAUGGAAAUGAAUGUUCUCAAAGACAUGAUUUUGGGCAAGCCAGCUCCCUUGGUCAGUACUUUCAGACUGAGCUAUUAUUCAAUUCUAAAUCUAAUGAGCCGAGCAGAGGGUCAAUUUACUGCCGAGCAUGUCAUCAAACAUUCAUUCCACCAAUUUCAGUACGAAAAGUCGCUGCCUGAUAUGGGAGAAAGGAUCUCAAAGCUGGAAUCUGAAGCUGCUUUGCUCGAUUCUACUGGAGAGGCUGAACUCGCCGAGUAUCAUACCCUAGGACUAAGUUUAGGUCAGCUUGAAACGAAGAUCAUGUCUGAGAUCACUAGACCUGAAAGGGUUCUGUACUAUUUGGUUCCUGGUAGGCUGAUUAAGAUCAGGGAUGGUGGAACUGAUUGGGGUUGGGGAGUAGUAGUAAAUGUUGUGAAAAAACCAUCAGCAGGAGGCGCUUCUUCUCGUGGUUCCAAUUACAUAAUUGAUACCUUGCUACACUGUUCUCUGGGUGUAAGUGAAAAUGGUUCUCGCUCAAAGCCAUGCCCACCUCGUCCUGGUGAAAAGGGCGAAAUGCACGUGGUCCCUGUACCAUUGUCUUUAUUAUCUGGUCUCAGUAGUAUUAGAAUUGCAGUUCCUUCUGACCUUCGACCUGCAGAGGCACGACAAACUGUACUCCUUGCAGUGCAGGAAUUGGGAAAUCGUUAUCCAGUAGGCCUUCCAAAGCUACAUCCAGUGAAGGACAUGGGCAUCCAAGAUUCAGAAGUUGUUACCUUGGUUCAGAAAAUUGAAGAACUUGAGCAUAAAUUAUUUGCUCACCCAUUGCAUAAGUCUGGUCAAACAGAGCAGCAAUUCAAAUGGUUUCAAAGAAAAGCUGAGGUGAAUGAUGAAAUUCAGCAGCUCAAGUUAAAGAUGAGGGACUCACAGCUACAAAAAUUUCGCGAGGAACUGAAAAAUCGUUCACGAGUUCUGAAAAUGCUGGGUCAUAUUGAUGCUGAAGGUGUUGUCCUUCUAAAGGGACGUGCUGCCUGUCUGAUAGAUACAGGGGAUGAACUGCUUGUCACAGAGCUAAUGUUUAAUGGCACAUUUAAUGAUCUUGAUCACCAUCAAGUAGCUGCUCUUGCUAGCUGUUUCAUACCUGGUGAUAAAUCAAAUGAGCAAGUCCAUUUGAGAAAUGAACUUGCGAAACCUUUACAACAGCUUCAGGAUAGUGCAAGAAGAAUUGCAGAGAUACAACGUGAGUGCAAAUUGGAUGUAAAUGUAGAUGAAUAUGUGGAAUCAACAGUGAGGCCAUACUUGAUGGAUGUUAUAUAUUGUUGGUCAAAGGGGGCAACAUUUGCAGAGGUGAUUGAAAUGACUGAUAUUUUUGAGGGAAGCAUCAUACGCCUUGCAAGAAGGCUGGAUGAAUUUCUGAACCAGUUGCGUGGUGCUGCACAUGCUGUUGGAGAAGCUACUCUGGAGAAAAAGUUUGAAGCAGCCAGUGAUAGCCUCCGACGAGGGAUCAUGUUUGCCAACUCCUUGUAUUUGUGACAUGCUCAUUGAGUUUCUUCUCUGUACUUAUAUGUUGUUGUUCAGUCAGUGGCCUGCUGUGUUCUUGGGUCCCAUAUGCAAAAUCAUGGUUUAAGUUCCCGUGGAGAAGCUCAAGUUAUGUGUACCCACACUCAGGACGGCAAAACUUCUCAGGGCAGCUUAAUUACUAGUACUAGAUUACUAGUAAUACUGCAUUAGUUGCUGACUUCUCAUCUAGCAAAAAGUGUACAACUGUUGAGGAGAGGAAUAUUGAUGUAAGCGCGUCUCAGGAUUGAGAAAAACGAUACCUAAUCGUUUGUUAAUUGAAAAUUUGAUUUAUCAUGGUUUA
Messenger RNA from Asparagus officinalis (garden asparagus), 3505 nucleotides. Its product is annotated as DExH-box ATP-dependent RNA helicase DExH10. The transcript is spliced from 17 exons. Gene Ontology annotation, molecular function: ATP binding; RNA binding; RNA helicase activity. NCBI's taxonomy places the organism in Eukaryota, Viridiplantae, Streptophyta, Magnoliopsida, Asparagales, Asparagaceae. Gene Ontology annotation, biological process: RNA catabolic process; maturation of 5.8S rRNA. The record is from RefSeq and is a predicted model, not a curated record. Bases 190 to 3177 code for a protein of 995 amino acids. Gene Ontology annotation, cellular component: nucleus.